CUGUUUCAGCACUCCUCCCCCCAGGGAGACAUCAGUGAGAGACACAGAGUGCUGCUCAAGAAAUGAAACAACCCCGAGAGUGUCAAAAUCGCUAGGAUCUUUCUUUAUAUCCCACUGUUCAGUUUCUUAUUUACUGAUUUCUCUGCCUACCUACCCAAAACAAGCAGGCCACUUCUGGUGUCAUUGAAGGUCUAGGAUCUGUCCAUUGCUGCAGAAAUUUCCAGGGAGAUUCACAAAUAACUUGAAAGAUGGUGAAUGCACAUAAGACAAUUGUUCUGCUAAAAGGACUCGAACCUAUCAGUGAUCGACAUUUUAGCUUAUUUAAGUCAUUGCUGGCCAGUGAUUUAAGAUUGGAGAGAAACAAGCAAGAGCAAUACAGCAGGAUUCAGAUUGCUGACAUGAUGGAAGAUGCAUUCCCAGAUGAUGUUGGAUUGGGCGAACUGAUCAAGUUUUGUGAAGGCUUACCGGCUCUUAGAAAACGUGCUAAAAUUCUUAAAAAAGAGAGAGCAAAAGUUAUCAGAGGAACAUCACUGGAAAUGAAUAGGCAAGAAGGAGGCCCUGCAACACCUACAUCAACUGCAAGCCACAUGUUGGCAUCUGAAAGAGGGGAGACUUCCACAGCUCAGGAGGGGACUACUAUAGCUCAGGCAGAGACUUCUACAGCUCAGAAAAGAAAAAGUAGGAGUAAUGAAAAGACUGGAGUGAAAAAGACCAAGACAUCUAAGGAACCAGAUAAGCCUCUCUGCCCUGAAGAAUCCACAGUCAAGUGCCAGCCACCAGUACCCCAGAUCUCAUCUUCAGCUUCAUCUAACACGCUUUUGGCUAAGAAAAAGCGAAAAGGAGCCACAAAAACUGAAGGUGGAAAGAGAAAGAGGAUCACCCAAGAGCAGGCUCAGCUUCCAGAACCUUUAGGAACCGAUCUAAAAAAAGAUGAAGAUUGUGUGCAGACUUCUCAUAAACCUCCAUCAACACCACCCAGCAGUUCCUCAAACAAGAAACAGAAAAUCACAACCAUCCAAAAGCAUAGUAUCAUAAAGACAGAGGGUCCUCAGAAAAAGCAGCAACUUGUGGAAUCUUCAUCAACCAGCAGCUUCCCAGCUGUAAGUGAACUCCUGAUUUUUGAAGAACUUUCAGCAACUGCUUCUAGCAGCCCUCAGUCUUCUCAGAAGCCUCGAGAAGCACACAUGGAUUUAAAGAUGUCUCCAGGCUCUUCCAACAUCACCUUGCAAGAAUUUUCCAGUACCUAGAGCCUCAGAUUGCUACAUUCACCUGAACUCUAAUGUGUCUUCCAUACUCUUCAGUCAUGCCCAUGUACCAUCAACAACAGCAUUCAGUAAUGUCAGGGUCCCUCUUAUGCCUUCACAAACAGUGUUCCGUUCUUCCAGUACUCUUUAGAUGUCUCUAGUAACAGUGCCCAGAAGUAUCCAGGACGUUCACCUUCCUACACCAGCAGCAUUCAAUAGUACACGGGCUCCUCACCAUCAAGCAAUAGCAUCCAGAAAUGUCCAAACUACUAGAGUGCCUUCAGCAACACUGACAAGCAAAGCCCAGCUCAUAAAAAAAUCUCCUCCAGCAACAGCAUCCAACAAUGCUCAGGUUCCUCAUACUCUAGCAACCAAGUCUUGAAGUAUCUCAGGUACCUCAAACAACAGCAGCCCGGAGCAUUCAGACUCUUAACUCUGCUACAGUAAAAGCAUCCAAGAAGGUCCAGACCCCUUAAGUAUCUUUACCAAAAUUACCCAAUUAUUUCCAGGCUUCUCUGGCACCUCCAUCAGCAACACUCGGCAGUCUUACAGCUCUUCAGGUACCUAUGUCAAUAUCCACAAGCAGAGCCCAGACUACUCAAAUUCAUCCAGGGACAGGAUCCAUUUGUGUACACUCUUCAUGCUCCUCCAUCAACAGAGUCCAGAAGUGAGUG
Molecule: messenger RNA, 1918 nt
Organism: Mastomys coucha (southern multimammate mouse)
Lineage: Eukaryota; Metazoa; Chordata; Mammalia; Rodentia; Muridae
Product: interferon-activable protein 205-B-like
Exons: 6
Coding region: 249-1247 (332 amino acids)
Biological process (GO): cellular response to interferon-beta; activation of innate immune response
Molecular function (GO): double-stranded DNA binding
Source: RefSeq, a predicted model, not a curated record